Messenger RNA from Mya arenaria, 402 nucleotides. RefSeq names its product octapeptide-repeat protein T2-like. NCBI's taxonomy places the organism in Eukaryota, Metazoa, Mollusca, Bivalvia, Myida, Myidae. The record is from RefSeq and is a predicted model, not a curated record. Bases 1 to 402 code for a protein of 133 amino acids. The transcript has a single exon.
AUGGGGAGGAAAGAGGAGGGAAAGAUGGUGGAAAAGAGAAGGGGAAGGACGAGAGGAGAGAAAAAGAGGAGCUGGGGAGGAGAGAAAGAGGGGGAAAGAGGAGGUAAAGAGGGUGGAAAAGAGAAGGGAAAGAAAGAAAGGGGAGAAAGAGGAGGGAAGAAAGAGAGGAGAGAGAAAGGGGAAAAGAGGAGGGGGAGAGGGGGGCAAAGAGAAGGGGAAGAAAGAGAGGAGAGAAAGAGGGAGAAAAGGGAAGGGGAAGAAAAAGAGGAGGGAAGAAAGAGGGGAAAAGAGAAUGGGAAGAAAGAGAGGAGAGAAAGAGGAGGGAAGAAAUACGGGGAAAGAGAAGGAGAAGAAAGAGAGGAGAGAAAGAGGGGGAAAAGAGUGCGGGGGAGAAAAAGAUGA